Messenger RNA from Cucurbitaria berberidis CBS 394.84, 1630 nucleotides. RefSeq lists its product as uncharacterized. Lineage: Eukaryota; Fungi; Ascomycota; Dothideomycetes; Pleosporales; Cucurbitariaceae. The record is from RefSeq and is a predicted model, not a curated record. The transcript is spliced from 3 exons. Gene Ontology annotation, biological process: polyketide metabolic process. Bases 208 to 1434 code for a protein of 408 amino acids.
CUUGUGAGCCCACACCGACUAUGCGACCCUAUAUUAAAAGGCCGUUAUGCGACCAUCCGCCUCCGAGGACCCACUUCUCUCCCAUUCUCCUUCACGACUCUCCAAGCCACCAUCAACAUAGACGGAUGCGCAACAACAUCGGGAGCAAGAUACGCCUGUAAAUCCUAGAACUAUUACACGACCGCGAUCUCGAAUUCAGCCUCGACAAUGGCUUUGCAAUAUCUCGCCGACCGCAAUGGCUGGUUGUCCUUCAAGCAUAGCACGCCUAUGCUGUACAUUACCGCCGAAGACGACGACUUCGAUGUUCAGACGAUGAAAGCCUGGCGGGAUGAAGGCUUCAUCGUUGAAUAUAUUCCGAUGGGCAAAGGUGGAAAACAGUAUGUUCAAACACUGCAUCAUCUGGGCGAUAGAAUGGGCAUUGGGGAGCGAUAUGCUGUCGUAGCAUUCGGCGACGCAGCAUCCAUAUGUCUAGACGUAUUCUCCGAGCCCAAAACCGCAACCUCGAAACUCUGUUCUCUGAUCGCAUAUUACCCAUCCUCAAUCCCCGAUACUCGCCAUCGCUUCACUGCCUCCUUCCGCGUUCUUGUUCACCUCGCGGAAGGCACAACCGGCAACGAAAGUACCGUCGGCGUAACGCGUCGCCCAGAAGUCUUAGGCAUACAAGGGAAACGACGAACCGUGCAGAAGCGCAUCACACCUGGUAUAGGCGCAGGCGGUCUGCAAGAUAAGAUUGUGUAUCCAGUUUUUACGUACGAGGGUGUAGAACCGGGAUUUGCGGAGCAUGAUCUAGAUGAAUACGAUAGUGUCGCUGAUGCGAUCGCGUGGAGUCGAAGCCUAAGCAUGGUUCGACGGGGUUUCGGCGCAGAAGUUGAUCUUGAGCGCACAUGGGAGGAGAAUGAAGAGCAGAAGUAUAGAGGCAAAAACAUCGAAAAGCUUAUGGAAACCUACGCCUCUGGCCCCGAUAGCCCAACUCCCUUCGUAAACUUCACCCCUACAAUGACAGGCGGCCACUCCCUCCCUGAGCUCCGCCGCUUCUACAAAGACUACUUCCUCCGCGCCGCACCUCCCUCGUUACACAUGCGCCUCAUUUCGCGCACCAUAGGCGUAGACCGCAUCGUCGACGAACUCUACAUACAGUUCAAGCACACGUGCCAAAUGCCGUGGAUCCUGCCUGGCAUCAGCCCUACCAACCAGAAAGUAGAGAUCGUCGUGGUGAGCAUUGUUGCGUUUAGGGCGGGCAAGGUGUGGUGUGAGAGGGUGUAUUGGGAUCAAGCGAGUGUGUUAUUUCAAGUGGGGCUGUUGGAUCCGGACGAGGUGCCGGAAGAGUUCAAGAAGCAAGGGCUGGAAAUGUUGCCCGUGAGUGGGAGUGAGGCUGCGAGGAAGGUUAUGGACGUGCAGAGCGAGGAGGGGAAUGAUAUGAUUGAUGAUUGGUGAGCGUUGGAUGAGAUAAAUUGGGAAUGGUCGGAUGAGGGUGGCGUCAUUGUAAUUUGGCUUUUUGAUACCUUGAUUGUGGCAGUCUGUUUAGUAGACAUUUUCAACGAUUUCUUUUAUUGACUCCAUACGUGCAGUGGUACAAGCUAACUGAGCUAAUUCCGCUUUCAAGCUACUUCAAACUUAAAUCAAGCAUUGU